UUUAGUUCGCCGCCGCUCGCCUUAGCGUGCGCACGUGUUGUGUCCUCAAUGGAACGAGGUAGUCGCAUGUUUGUGCUAACCCAGUGAAGUGUUAUGGAGGAGGUGCGAGUGGCCGACUGGCCCGAGCCGCCCGGCGCGAAUGCAUGGCUCCCGGCUUACGGUUUCCAGCAUGAGAUUGACAAAGACGACUAUUUCGGCUCCAAUGGCGACAAUGGCAGCAACCACGCACUGUACCUCGAAACAAUAGUAGAAGAGACGAGCGAUGACCUCCGUUCCGAGCGGUCAUCUGCAGCUACAUGGCUUUCCGAUUCGGACGCGGAUUCGGUCAUACACGUGCGGGGAAAUGCUGGGUCAGAGUGCGACAGCGAAUCGGAGCGCGAGUGGGCCUGUCCGGCGAAGCGGCGGCGGCGCGAGCGAGCCUCCUCACCCACCAGCACCGGCUCGCUGUCACGCUCGUCCAGCCUCGCCCAGUUCGAGUCCCUCGAACGCUCCUGCGCGGCGCCGGCGUCGCCCAGUCUGUCCCCGGAUUCCCUAGAGUCUCCCGUCGCUUCACCGCCACCUGCCCACCUACCACCCGCGCCGCGACCGCAUCUCUCCGCCGAGAACUUGAGUGAGGACAGCGGGUACAGCGAGCGCGCUCGGCGCCCGCCCCCGCUGCGUCGGCAGCCCGAAAUAGCGCCGGGCGCUGCCGGCUCGGCGCCCAACCUCGCCUCGCCCAGUGCAGAGCGCCGCCCAGCCCGCGCUGCGCGCGCUCUCUCCCUCCCCGCCGAGCUCGACGUGUGCGCCGAGCCGCGCCGGCACGCCACCGCGCACCGCGCGCGUUUCCGACAAACCUUCGAGGUCACCGAGAGCCUCACCGUCAGCGUGGCAGACCUCACCGCGCUAGACUACCGCGGCGGCCCGCGCCGUCCGCGUCUGCCUCCACCGCCGCCGCCGCCGCGCGUACAUCCUCCACCACCUCCCCCUGUCUACAUAGCUCGACAGCCCUCUCCUCCCGUGCGAGAACCCAGCGCUGCCAGCGAUGAUACCACGGAAUCCGAGAUCGCGUUCGCGCGCGAGAUGGAAGCCACCGCGCGGAGACUCGACGAGGCCGCGAAACGCGCGCUCGAAGAUACGGGCAACUACGACCGGGAACUAUCCGUGCUGACUGCGAAGAGGUUGCGGGACUCGUGGGGUGCGUGGGACGACGUGUUGGACGAGUUGCGGCGGCGGAUGGAGCCGUCACCGACGCGGUCGCCGUCGCCGCGCGCGCCAGCGUUUUCAUCGACGCCGCUGCGCUCCGGCGACGCACGGGUGCGCUCGACGCCCGAGCUGCGCGCGCGCGAAGCACCGCGAGAGACGCCCGAAGAGCUACGCGCGUCACUGCAACUAGUGGCGCCGGCGCCGGCUGCGCCGCCCGCGCGUUCAAUUUCCGCCGGUUCCAAAGGCGUAACGUUUUCGCCGGUGGUCGCAGAAGUCAGCUGGCGCGAGGCGAGCGCCUCAUCCACAAGCGAGAGCGUAUCAACCACGAGCGCGAGCGACGACGCGGCGGACGCGGAGGUGAUAGUGGUGGGGGACGAGGCGCCGCGCGCGCCGCUCUCAGACCGCUGCGUUGCGAUGACGGACGCGGGCGCGCGCGCUCCGCGCAGUCGCAUAGCGGGCUUUUUGUCCCGCUUCGCGAACUUCCGUUUCUCGGGACGCAAGGAGAAGAAGACUCGCGCAGGCGCGAACGGACGGGGUGCUCCGAGCCCGGCAGACGCGGGGCAGGGACCGCGCGCGGCGGCCGGGCCGCAAUAUGUCCGUAUCCCGUUGAAGGAGGAGGUGUCGCGCGCGGCGGGACCCCCGGCGGGCGGUGUGGCGCACAAGCCUCCGCGGGCGCGCCCGCCGCCCGCUCCAGGAGUGCUGGAGACGGACGUGGACACGCAGCGCACGGUGCUGCACGCGCGCUCGCUGCUGGCGCUGGCCCCACCCGACCAGCGCGCGCCGCGCCCCCACAAGUCCAUGGAAUUCCUUCUCGACAAGGAGAGCGCACAGACCAUACAGCCUCCAGAGAACGAAUUGCAGAAGAAUUCGGACCGCGUUCUGUCGGAGCACGAACUGCGGGUCCAGAGGUCGUUGCAGAAACUCAAUGUGCCAGAAUGGUACAAGAACGCCCCGGCGCCCCGCGAGGGAUUCCUGCUGCGCAAGCGGCUGUCUGACGCGUCCAGCGCGCGCUGGAGCGGCCUCAGCUCGAAGACCACUUCAUUGGGCAGUCUUGGGGCCUCCGCCCCUCCACCCCCGCAGCUGUCCCCGCACACCACCAGCUUCGGAAGGUGGUCGACUAGCAGACUCAACUCUAACCAAACGUCUCCGUGUUCGUCAACCCGCAGCAGUAUCCGCGGCACCAGCCCGCUGUGCUCGCCGUCUACCCGCUCGUCGUUCAGCGCGCGACAACCGUACCUCGGCUGGAGGAGCCAGGAGCGACUGAACACCCCACGUACCCCACACGAGAGGCUAGCCUCCUCGCUCCUCCAGCAAGCCGCGGCCACCAAGGCCUCAGAAGAGAUCCAGUCGUCCAUCAAGGAGGUCACGUCGGCCAUUGUCCACUACGUGUCUGGCCUGGAGCCGGCCAACGGCGACGCGGACAAGUCCCCGCGAUCCAGCCAGAAGCUGUUCUGGCUUGAGAGCUCCUUUGUUGGUACGAAGCCUCUGGACUCCCCUCAGACACCGCUGGUAGUGUCCGAGGCGCUGCCCCCGCCGCACCCCCGCCCGCCGUCGUCGCUCCGCCUCGACCACCGCGCCGCGCCUGACUGGCAGGACUCGCAAAGGUCCCUCGUGACCAUCGGGCGGCCAUCGCCAGGGUCGACCACGCUGGAGGACGUGCUGGACAGCCUGCUGGGCUUGCCGUCGCAGCCAGCGAGGAUACCCACCCCGCAGCCGAGUCCCAGGAAGGCUCAUAGCCCAUAUUACUUGAUGGGUGGAAAGAGCCCCCGCUACGAGCAGCUAGCGAGCAGCGGGCACAGCAGCGCCUCCCCCGCCUCCCGCUUCGUCAGCACGCCCAGCGAGGCGCCCAGCUCGUUCACCGACCCCAGCCCCGACCCCGACCGACCAGGCAAGAAUUCAGUUGAUACCCCCGCAGCGAUGCACGUGCGUUCGCGUUCGGCGAUGGGCGAGCUUCGCCGCAGGAGUGAGCCCUUCGCGUGCCCUAGCGCGUCGCUCGACCGCCGCACCAGCCUCGACGCUCUCCGGCCCGCAGCGGUGGAACUGCAGUCCACGCACCACGAGUCCCGCGCCUCGCUCGCCUCUAUACUCACAGAGAACAGUGCCGAAGAACCCGUCGUCAAGUGCAAAUACCCCAAAUGCGGCUCAAAAGCACCUUUAGCAGACGCGAAACGACACUACAAGACUUGUCACAACUGCUCUACCAUGUACUGCUCUAAAGAGUGCCGGAGAGCGCAUUGGGAGAAGCAUAGAAAGCUGUGUCUACACUCGCGAGCGAGCGCGCUGUGCAGGCAGAUCAUAUCAGCGGCAAAGGAGGACGAGGACUCCCGCAACCAAAUAAGCAAUGCCGGUCAUAAAGGAUACCUAGCCCAGGGACGCGGCGUCGUCAAAGUGUUCUUCACGAGCACCGACGCCGCCGAGAAGUUCGUCACCCACGGCUACCAAUACUUGACCGAGCCGGAAUUCGUGAAAUGGUCGUCGCUGCAGCCGAACGAGAUGGGCGUCGAACUAUACACGGAAGUGGGGAGGUUAUGCAAAGCGUACAACCCCGAAACCAGGGUGAUAUUAUACGUUGCCGUUUGCAUUAUUAGCGAGGUACCGACUAAAGGCGCCGUUAAAUGGGAACGGCAGAUGGUGUCGCGCUGCGCGAAGCUCCGUCUCAGCAAGUCCGUCACCGCCUCUAUCCAAGAACAGAAUCGACGGCGCUACAGGAGGGACAGCAAGACCGCGCCGGAGGACAGAGAGACUCUCAUCCUUACAUCGAAAUUGGAAGUCGCCGGGGAGAAGAACGCGGCUACCGCUCACAAAUUCCGAGAGAUUUGUUUCAAUAAUAUUCUUCUAGAACUAGAAAAACGUGGAGUGACCUUAAAGAAGCACUUCCCUGAAGUGUAUUCGAGGUUAGCGGCGUACGUGGACGGCACAAGCGAUAGGUUCAUACCGAUGACUUUUUACCCCAGAGACGCUACGAGUGGAAAGACGUUUAUGUGCAUAGUCAUGCCGGAUACUGAUGUUGAAGCCACUACGCCGGUCGACGGGAAAGUGACAACUAUUGACGUCGGGAUCGACCGUUCAAAGCACCAGCUAUCAACACCUAUGUAAAGCUAUGUCCACAACUUGUAAACAUGGAUACAUUUAGCCAAUUUUACUAUAC
This is a messenger RNA of Cydia splendana, 4330 nucleotides long. Its product is annotated as serine/arginine repetitive matrix protein 2. Bases 94 to 4278 code for a protein of 1394 amino acids. The record is from RefSeq and is a predicted model, not a curated record. NCBI's taxonomy places the organism in Eukaryota, Metazoa, Arthropoda, Insecta, Lepidoptera, Tortricidae. Gene Ontology annotation, biological process: cell-cell junction organization. The transcript is spliced from 11 exons. Gene Ontology annotation, cellular component: plasma membrane; apical junction complex.